AUGGCUCAUGUGACUGAUGACAAUGAGAAAAGCCAAGUGAGCAGCCAGCCCCCCCCCCCGAGACCCCAGAUCCUGAUCAAGGGUGCCUUUCCAUCCCGCAGACUCCACUGCUCCUCCUCCCACCCCCCCGGGAACACCGCACUCUCCUGCAACAGGGCCAUCAAAUCCCCAGUUCGGAGGACUUUCUCCCACGACGCCUCCGUAGCUGACGCCCAGCAGGGCUCCCAGGGGGUCUCCCAUCCCAAUGCAACCAGGGCAGACCCUGCUCAGCAAAGGCGACGGUUCUGCCGGGAAAGGGGGGAGGAGGAGGAGGAGGAGGAGGGAGAGCCGCUAGCCGGAGGCAACUGCGGGGGGGGGGGCUGGCCGUCAGUCUCCUCCCACGGAGGCACCCGACUGGCCGGCUGGGGCGGGGGGUUGGAGGCAGGUGGGAGGGGCCGGCUCAGCUGCAGCUGCGCCGCUUCGGGCCACGGCAAGGGAGGGGAGCCGCCGCCCCGCAUUGGGCGCCCGGCCGGAGUGACUCCGGAUUGGCAGCGCCGCCGGCGGGAUCCCGGCCAGGCUCUGGGCAGCGGCGCUUCGCGGCCGGAGCGGCCCUCGCAGACCGAGGAGGCGGCGGCGGAGGCGCACAACCGCCCGGCGGCUCGGAGCACCUCGCUGGCAGGUGACGAAGCGGCCCCGCCCCGCGCGGGAGGACCCCGGGGCGCCCCCCUCCCGGGCCCCGCCUGGCAGGCCCCAGCCCCUCCCUCGGGGCGCGGCGAGCAGAAGCACAACCCUGCGCCGCGGCCUCUGAGGACGUGCAGAGUCCGGCCGAGUCCCUCGCCUCCCCCCCCCCCUGCAGCCAGCGGCCCCCCAGGGCGCCUGCAGGGCCCCCGCCCGCUGAAGCUGGUCGGCAAGCCCUGGCGGCCCCGCGGGACGGAUUGGGCCCUGCUUAAGGCGCAGGAAGCGGAGGGGAGGCGGCCGCGGACUCCGAAGUAG
Molecule: messenger RNA, 972 nt
Organism: Hemicordylus capensis (graceful crag lizard)
Lineage: Eukaryota; Metazoa; Chordata; Lepidosauria; Squamata; Cordylidae
Product: basic salivary proline-rich protein 3-like
Exons: 2
Coding region: 1-972 (323 amino acids)
Source: RefSeq, a predicted model, not a curated record